AAAACCUGCCCUGGCCCAGCCCAACGACAUACACCGAUAACCCGACAGGUGUUAGUAAAAUAACUUUUCUCAGCAUUUGUCAUCACAAUCACUUUCUUCUCUCUUCGCAUCACAGCCACUAAUUUUCCCCCUUCUCACUCUCUUUCCAAACCCUAACCCUAAUUCUGAUUCCAUCACCACCAUGGCCAAAAAACGAAAGCUUCGAUCUUCCGACCCCGAACCCACCAAGCCACUCGAAACCGAACCAAAGCCAGAAGCAGCCGAAGCACAACCCGAACCAACUACAGACCAAGAACCAAGCCAUGAAAACAUGGCCGUCGAUGAAGAAAUUGCACCGGUAGAAGAAGAUCAACCUCAAAACGAAGAACAAGUAGGUGAAGGCGAAGCAGAAGGAGAAGAACAAGAACAAGUAGAAGAAGAUGAAGACGAAGAGCAACAAGGAGAAGACGAAACCCUAGAAAACCGAAACCAACAACAAGACGCCGCGGAAGUUUCAAAUCCAACCGCCGUUGAGCAGGCUGAGACCGUCGAAGCUAACGGUGCUGAGGAAACUAACAACGAUGAAGAAGAGGAAGAUCUUGAUUUGGAAGACGAACCUGUUGAGAAGCUUCUAGAGCCUUUCACGAAGGAGCAAUUACACGCUCUCGUGAAGCAAGCUAUUGAGAAGUAUCCAGAUCUGUCGGAGAAUGUUCGUCAGCUGGCUGAUGUGGACCCUGCUCACAGGAAAAUUUUCGUCCAUGGACUUGGAUGGGAUGCAACCGCCGAAACCCUAACCAGUGUGUUUCAGAAAUACGGUGAAAUUGAAGACUGUAAGGCGGUUACUGAUAAGUUAUCUGGAAAAUCAAAGGGGUAUGCUUUUAUUUUGUUUAAGCAUAGGAGUGGUUGUCGCAGGGCGUUGAAGCAGCCUCAGAAGCAGAUUGGUAACAGAACAACAUCUUGUCAGUUGGCCUCUGCUGGACCUGUUCCGGCACCUCCACCGAAUGGUCCUCCGGUAUCAGAGUAUACCCAGAGGAAGAUUUUUGUAAGCAAUGUGAGUUCUGAUAUUGAUCCUCAGAAAUUGCUUGAGUUUUUCAAACAGUUUGGGGAAGUUGAAGACGGUCCUUUGGGUCUUGAUAAGAAUACUGGAAGGCCAAAGGGAUUUGCUCUGUUUGUGUACAAGUCUGUUGAGAGUUCUAAGAAGGCCUUGGAAGAGCCAAAUAAGAUUUUUGAGGGUCACACUUUGUAUUGUCAGAAGGCUGUUGAUGGUCCUAAGGGAUACAAGGGUCAUUAUCAGCAGCCUCAACAUCAUCAUCAUCAACAGCAUCAUUCCCACCAUCACCAUCACCAGCCUCACUACAAUUCAAGGAAAGAGAAGAACAAGUAUUCCUCUGGUGGUGGGCCAUCACACGGUGGUGGCGGUGGUCACUUGAUGGCACCUCCUGGGCCUGUUGCGGGUUACAAUCCUGGAGUCCCGGCUCAAGGAUUGAAUCCAGCACUUGGUCAGGCUUUAUCAGCUUUGCUUGCUAAUCAAGGAGCUGGAUUGGGGCUUGGAAAUUUGCUAGGAGGUCUUGGUGGUGCUCCUGUGAACCAAGCUGGGCCACCUCCUGCUGCGUAUGCUAACCAGGCUGCUAUGGGAUAUGGAAACCAGCCGGGGUUGCAACCACAGUACCAGAAUCCUCAGUUGGGGCAGAGUGGUGGUGCUAGACCUCAUCCUGGUCCAGGUGGUGCUCCUUACAUGGGUCACUAGAUACCCUCAUAGAUGCAUCAAACAUUUAGUUUUGGACUCUGCUGAUUCUUCUGAAGUACCAGGCCCUAUUCAAAUGCAUCUUUUAAACUUGUAACUUUUAUUAAUUACUAAAGAACCAGAUUCUGAAACCUGUAUUUUCUUUCUAUAGUAGAAGAUUUUUGCCAAGACUUUUUUGAAAAUCAUGCAGUACCUCUUGUCACUUUAUGGAAUUUGAGGCAUGUGUUGAAUUUUGGGGCAGAGAAAACUUUGUUACAAUAA
Molecule: messenger RNA, 1984 nt
Organism: Lathyrus oleraceus (garden pea)
Lineage: Eukaryota; Viridiplantae; Streptophyta; Magnoliopsida; Fabales; Fabaceae
Product: UBP1-associated protein 2B
Exons: 2
Coding region: 182-1726 (514 amino acids)
Molecular function (GO): RNA binding
Source: RefSeq, a predicted model, not a curated record